UGUACUGUAUCGAGGAAAUAAUCUGAAAAGAUUUCAAGUUUUCUAUUACUAAUGUUACAAACGACAAAAGUUGGAAAAAAACUAUAUCGUCAGAUAAGGAUCUUGUGCCAAAAUAAAUAAAAUACAGAGGCGCCACGGCACAAGGGACCGGUUGAUUAUUUUCAUUAAAUAUCAAUGUGUUCUGGAAAUGGUUUGCAAAGAGGACGUGGUAUCAUGGUUUAAAGAAUUGGAAAGCUAUAAACGUAUAGACGCAAUGUGUACAUUACUAAACAUGUGUUUACCAUUCGAACUACGUUUUAUUGGCACAUACUUGGAAGAGCUCGGUAAACGAGACUUCCAGGAGUUGCGUGGUGCAGAACUAAGAGCAAAUAACCCUACAGACCUCGCUGCAGAUAUUGGAGGAGCAGACACAGAUUCUAGAACGCGCCGAAAAAUGGCGUUAUAUGUAUCUUUACUCAGGUCAUGUAAUUUUGCUUGUGCUACCACAUUGUACAAUGCUAUGGUAAAUUUAGAACAAAGUGGUCUGUUAAAAGGUUUGUAUGGAGAUCUCUUAGAGGAAAUAUUACUAUUGUACACAAUGGCUUUGCACCAUCCAGCAUUUACAUUUGACCAGAAAUCACAUUUUGGAGAAAUUCUUGAUAAAUUGAAAUUAGAAGACCAGCAGAUACAUUUUCACGAACAGCAAGAGCACAUAAGUGUUACACCAGUGAGCAGCUGCCACACACAGCCAGGUAUCACAGAAAUGAUAAGUGGUACACAAGUGAGUGGCUGCCACACACAGCAGAAUAUAACUCCUAAUAUGUCGGUGCCUCCACCAAACCUCACAAAUAUAGGACCACCACCAGGUCUCAUGUUUGUCAAAUCACCCAGUAUACAGCCAACAAGUUCAGAUCCAGUACCAGAAAUUAAUUCGCCACCAGUUUUAAGUGGACCUAGCGGUCUACCAAUGAUGGCAGAUGUGCCACGACCACCACCUGGGAUACCAAUACCACAGUAUAAUAUAGGGGAAUACAUCACCCCGCACACAUGGCCUGCUAAUAUAAUUGUUGCUCCAUUGAAUCAACCAUUAGAGGUAAUAAAUUACCAGCCACCGGGUGGAGCACCACCUUCACCAUUAGUAUCAUCUCCGGGAGACAGUCGUGCAGCCUCUCCUCGAUCAAGAAGACGCCCCUCAAGAGAUAGAUCACCACCAUUGCCUACAGAACCGUCUAUGCCUCAUCUCAGCGCCAACUUUGAAAAUCUAACAGUAGGAGAGUUGAGGCAUUCUAUUGGCGAGGAGAGACUACGGGAGAUCAACGCGGUGCACCAGCAGUACCGGUCGUUAGAGAAACUGAACGGAAUCAGACGGCGGGGCGGCGCCUACCUCCCGCCGCGCUCGUCGUCCGACAGCGGCUCCAGCGCGGGGUCGUCGCCCCCGGGCACGCCUGCACCGCAUCGCAGACACGCCCCGGGCCCGCCGCUGCCGCCGGUGCCCUACCACCAGUACCCGCGCCCCUACCCCUACCAGACCCCCCCGCCCGGCUACCGACCCCCCCCGCCGCCCUUCGCUAACGGAGAGCCUCCCCCCUACCCGACUCCGGCACCAUACCCUGGCUUCGUUCCCGUUCUCUACGCUCCGCCCAAACUCUCCUGUUGGAACUGUGGCGCCGCCGGCCACGCGGGACACGAGUGUAAAGAACCCAGCUUAGAAGAAAUGACCCGCGCGGGAGGUUAUCAGUUAGACUUCGGUGGCAACCCACCCCCAGAGACAGCUGAUAAGUAACAUUAAACUGCGGUGGUCUAUGGUGUUACAAGGAAUUGUCACUCAACGAGGUACCUACUACAUAUAAAUUAUCUCACAGAGUUUUUAAUGAUUAUGAUUAUCCAAUAAGUUGAAAAACAUGGGUUAGUUAAAACAUGGUGUAGAGUUGGCUGUGUGAGCUCUCGAGGUGCCGUUCAACAAUCAUCAAUAAUUUGUGAUUGAAAUGGAGUGUAUGUAAAUUGGUCUUGUUCCUGAGAGACUAAUAUUAUGCUCAGGUAUAGUGAAAUUAUUUUAUUUGUAAGUACCUAAUUUCACUUUGACUGAUCCAUUGAAAACCAGUGAAUCAAUGUUAGGGUCGGAUUAAAGUUAAAAUACCUUUGAAACUGUAAAGUACAAAGUAUAAUUAUUACGUCCUCUUAUUAUUUAAAUAAAAUCAUGGAUUUUAUUGGGAAUUCUGACUGCUAAAUAAUUUUACACUAGAUGUGGUAAUAUUCUUAAAAUUUUUUGAACUGUUAUUAUAAAAAAAAGUUUUGUGCCAUAAAAGUGUGUAAUUACUACAAAUUCACAGAAAGUAUUUCUGCAAAACAAUCUGUUAGGACUGUUACAUUAAGUUGAUUCGAUAAUACUUUUUCUUAUGAAUAAUUUGACAUAGUUCCUGAAAAACGUUAUAAGCCACAAACAUCACAUUUUAAGGAAUUCGUGUUUAAAGUUUAAUAAAUAUUAGUGUGUUCCAUUCAUGUGGGUUGGGCUACUAAGUCAUGAUGUCAUUUAAAGAGUGAUAGUAGGGCUGCCAUUUUUUGUCAAUCAUUUAAUAUGAAUCACGUGACCAGUUUUGUGUUCUUAACUCAAUUUCGACACAAUUGUGGUUUGGAACGUUUUUCUGGAAUUACGUCCAAUUGUGAUCAGAUGGUUUUAUUUUUGCUUAAGAUCACAAUUAUAAAACAUAGUACAGUAAUACUUCGAAGUUGCGCAAUGGGUUGAGCGAUAAUGGCGUAACUCGAAUUCGCGUAAAUAGCGGUGUAAUUACUUAUAUUAAUACAUACAUACAAAUUAUUAUUAGCACAGGCAGGAUACUAAAGAAAAUAAUAAUUAUGAAAAAAUCAAUAUAAAAUAAAAUUUCACAAAUAAAACUGAAAACAAAAUUUUAUGACGAUGCGGGCCUCGAACCAGCGACCUCUCGCGUUCCGUGCGAGCGCUCUUUCCAACUGAGUCAACCGUUCGAGUAACGUAUCGUUUAUAAAAUCUUGUAUGCUUUGUUCAACUCUUAAGUUGUGGCUUCAUCUACAGGAUCUACUUUACAGAUAUUUUUGUUGCAUUCGUACUGCAGAGAGAGACCACGGGAUUUCAUGUUUGCGCUAGCCUAAAACCGUCCUCCAUAAUAUUAAAAUUGUUAGGAUGCUUUUUAAUUUCUAUAGAGCUCUCUUCUCUAACAAGCCGUGGGAUGUAUUUGCGUUCAGCAGAAAUCACUCGUGGGUUGUGUAGUUCGAUCCAAUGGUCGGUACCGGCUUUAAGCAAGUGUUCGGCUAUUGCAGAUUUUUUAGGAUUGUUAUUUUUGACUGCGCUGAUGUGUUCCUUAACGCGUUGAGAAAUAUCGAGUUUUAUUUGUCCGAUAUAAGAGCUUCCGCAGCUGCAGUCAACUUUAUAGACCCCGGAGCACUGGUAUGGAAUACUGUCUUUUGGUGAACGUAGGUAGGAACCACUUUUUUGAGGGGUUGAGAAAUUGUUUUAAUGUCAUACUUCCUCCUCAAAAAACUCGCCCUUGGCGCCAAGUGGAUAGAUUAAUGUACUAUAAGUGUCAAGUGUUUCUCGCCGCCUCCACAGUUGAUAACCGGCUCAACCCCAAUUUUGUGUUCAGUUUUAUUUGUGAAAUUAAUCCCAGAAGUGAGGGUUAUCACUUUAAAAGCAUAACAAUUUGUUUAUAAAAUGAAAUCUUAAACCAAAUACAUAAUUAUUGGAAAUCGAAGUUGUAAGCUAUAAUCUAAAAAUGUCUUCGGACAGCUCAAUUUAUCUUUUUCACUGCAGUAUGCUGUAUAGUAUCUCUGAAACAAAAGACAAAUCGAUUAGAUUAUUACAUUCGCGUAAGUUAGAACUUAACUCGAUGUUUACUGUACACUCUAUAUUACAUCACACAUAUUUUUGUUUAACAUUAAUCUUAGGUUCAGACGGAGUUCCCUAUAAUUACCAAUUUAUAUUUUGUUUAGUUCUGUCUUAAGAUUUAAUUUGUGCUAAAUUCAGAUUCCUGUUUAAAGUUGUAUAAUUAAAUAAUUUACACAUUCACACAUGCAAAUAAGUUAUCAUUUGAAUUUUCAUGACUGUGAUAGCUUCGUACCAAUUUUUUUCAAUAGAUUUCCAAAUAAUAAUAUGUAUUAGCAAUACAUAUCUUUGAAAAUGCAAUCAUGCAUUGUACCUUGAGACUACAAUGUUACAUUUAAAGUUCUAAUUCCUUUUGCCCAAGACUGAAGAAUUAUUACCAAAAUUUUUAAUUCAAUACAAUCAGCAAUCAAUAUCCUAUCGAAAAUGUCACACUCAGACUGAGAAUGAAUUUUAUAUAUUGAACAAUCAUUUUACUUUGAUCAAGCUUUUGAAAAUUUAGCCUUAAAUAAUUUAUAUGUCUCGAUAGAGUCUCUUGCUGUUAGACAACUGAUAAAAACAGGCCAGGUUUAUUACUUUAGUGUGUGAGACAUGCUACAUCUUGUAUGACACUUUUUGCUCAAAAUAAAGGUUAAUUCUACACUCAAUUUUUUUUGACGUUUACACAGCUGUCAUAGUCAAUCCAGGCGUAUAAAUGAUCUAAAGAAAAUGUAAUGCUCUUAAAAAUAAUGAAAUUAGUGUUACUUAUAUAUUAUAAUAAUUGUAAAUAUGAAUUAUUACAAAUGUGUACAUUGAAUUUGGUGUGCGACGUCAACAUAUUUUGUAAAUAUUUUCAUUUAUAUUGUUACUUGAUAUAUCUUAGAGAUUUGUAUAUAGUUGCUGAUGAUAGUUUGGGUCAUGAUCACUGUCACAAAUCAAUAAGUCAAAGGUUUAAAUAAAAGGAAGGCUGUAAUUGUUUAUCGCAUAAUGAUAUUUUAUAUUGGAGUGACAUGUCAUGCGCAUCGGUGGGACAGAGUGUGAUGUCUCUGGGGAAUGUAUUAGUGUUACUUAUUCCGGAUCAAUUAGUCCAGUCUGAGCACAACAUGUAAGUUAAAAUGUAAUAGACAAGUUGAAAACCAUGCAAAGCACAAUUUCAAAUGGAAACCAGCUAAAUGUUUCCCAUUUUUCACUUGACUGCUUUAAACCGUAUACACAAACUUUUGGUUUUGUUUGUUAGCUUUAUUUCCCUGUCGUUUUCUAUAUGUGGACCCAUAACACAAUCUGCUGAGUUUGCUGCAGUCUCAUAUUGGACUUCUUGUUUUCUCUUACUGUCCACAGUGAUCACAUGUGUUUUUUUAAUAGUUCCUUCCGAACAGAAUGUAUUACAUUAUUAGUACACGGUCCUUCGUCACAUGCUAAUUAAUAAAAAAAAAGGAUGUUAAUGUUUAACAUAUUAUUAUUGAUUAUAUAUGAUGAAGAUUUGAUUUGGCAAUUUAAAUGAUUCCCAGAAGGCCUUCGUUUAUUUAAUGUUUAACGGUAGUGAAAAAUUUUUUGUUCAGUGUGUUUGUUAAGUAGAUCUUUCUAAAGUAUAGGUUUUAGUAUAUCGGGCUACUUAAAUAUUGUUGUCCUUAUGUAAAUUGUGUGCACAAUAGGUUUGUAAUUGUAUAUAAAAUAAUUUUGUUAUUCGGUAAUUUUAUAGGUGUUUGGAAGUCAAAAAUAUUGCAAUUGUAACUUUUAUAUAGCUGUGCCUAAUGGGACUGUUAUUGUAGCGUAGAACUCCUUGUGAAGGUUGUAUGUCCAGAUAUUUUGUUAUUUAUAUCUUAACAAUUCUAUUGUAAUAAAACCGUUUAAAGUUAGAUAAAUACUAUAAAGAUUAACUUAACAACAUUAUCAUAAGUAUAUCUCCGUAGCUCUGCAGUGAAAUAAACACUUCAAUUUAGUGUUUAAAACUGUCAUCAUAUCAUUUUUUUGCAUGUCAUUGUUCUAUUAAUAUUUAGCUAAUGUUUGAUGCAAACAUAUUAUCCAUUUCUACUUAAAAUUACACUAGAAAUUAAAAAUGUAACGGCAAAUUAAGCUGUUGAAUUCUUUUCAUGCACCAUUUAUAAUUUUUUUUUGUUUUAAACACAAAAUUUACUAUUGUUCUUUUAAAUACUAACCCCCUUAUUCAUAAUAGUCUGCUAACUUUAAGCAUUGCUAAUUCUCACUCUGUCUUCUUCUAUUGACCUAAGUCAGAAAAAACACUACUAAGCGGCUGUUUAAAGUUAGCGGACCAUUAUGAAUAAGGGGGUAAAAAUACAGCUAUGACAUAUUACAUCUGCCAGAAUCACAUAACGUUUAUAUAUAUAUAUAUAUAUAUUUAAGUAUUAUAAAAAUCUGAUUAACUAAUACAUGUUUUUCUAUCCUUAUCUGUGAAUUAGAAUGAUGCUAUUCCGUAGAACUCUACAAGUGCUUUACUGAAUCAUUUUGCUUUGAAUUAACUACAGCACGCCGAAUUGGUUUUAUGGAAAUGUACUGUACCUAUGUUAUUGACUAUUUUUCCCAAUUUUUUUAUGGCUUUUAUGGUCUCAUUUUGCUGAUGAUUGCAGGGCUCAAUCAAUGGUUGUGAAGAACCAUAGAUAAAUCUUGCUCGAGUUAUACUUAAAAAUCCAAACAAUGUUUAGUAUUCUUGUUGCCUCAAAUACCUCAAAUAAUACCUAGCAAAGUGAGAAAUGAAUAUGAGUAAUUAUGAACACAGAACUGAUAUAUGCUGUGAUUUAUACUUUGUGACAUGCGCAUCUUUUAUCACAUUUGUUUUAUCUCUUCGGUUCUGUUAUAUACUUUAUCAAGCAGGGUAUUGGUUUCUCCUUACAUAAUUUAUCUUAUUUAUCGUCUAGAUAGAACCUCUUGCUGCUAGACAACCGAUGACUAUAGCCCAGGUUUAUUACUUUAGUGUGCGUCUUACACUGGCGCUUUGUAUGUGCACUUUGUGUUAGUGUGCGUGCAUUGCUCAAAAUAGAGGUUGACUGUCAAAGUCAAUUUUGUCGACGUUUCCACAUCUUGACCAACCGUGACGGUCUAUGUAGACGUAUAAAUAAUAAUAAUAUUGACACACUUUUUACACAAAUUAUCUUGCCCCAAGUUAAGCAUAUAUAGCCUGUGUUAUGGGUUACAAGACAAUGAUAUAUUUAAUACAAUAUACUUACUUAAACAUACAUAAAUUCAUAUAAACAUACAUAAAUACAUUUAAACAUCCAUGACUCGAAAACAAACAUCCAUAUUCAUCAUAUAAAUGCUUGCACCUACCGGGAUUCGAACCCGGGACCUCUAGCUUAGUAGGUAGAUUAUAAAUGAUCUAAUAGUUUCUCUUUGGCUCAUGGAAAGUCAUAUUCUAUCAAAUGCUGACUCUUUUCACACAUUUAGUGAUAAAAUACAACGAAUGUGUUAACGUCUAAGCCCCCGCGUACUAUCAAACACGCAAUUUUUUCUAUCGACGCAUUUUGAUGUUAAAUUAUUUUGGAUGUUCUGAAAACAUCUAUACUGGGUGGGUGCUGUUAUCUAAAUACCGAGAUCAAUUCCAUUCGUAUGCGUUUUGUAGUGCCCCGAGUCAACCAUAAAAUCAUAUUUAAAAAAAAUAUGGGCUAGUAUUUGACAUUCACACAUUGACGGCAUGUCAACAACUUGAUUCACAACCGAUUAUAAAAAACUCGUCAAAAAUCCUUAAAACUUAUACAGAUAGCUAAAACAUUCAUUCAAAUUAACACCUUAUUUCGUGGCAGUAAUGUUCAAAGUCGUAUUGUAUACGCUCUUAAGACGCUCAUUGAUUAUGGUGCGAAAUGUGCGAGAGACAGCAAAAUGAUUAAAAACGUCAUGUUAGUUACAUAAUUUUGUUAAUGACAUUUACCUGAAAUACGACACUCCAAUCUUUUCAAGGUUGGAUAUGCUGUUAUUUGAACAGUUUUUCACUGAACACUAUGUCAAUGCGUGGCGUUGUAUUCAAAGCGCGGUCGAAACAAAAACUCUGCCUAAUAGAUGCGUAGCAGAGUUUUGCUCCAGACAAUUUUUGAGCGAGAUUGUGAGAGUCUAGUUUAUUAUUUUACGUCAAUACAUUAUAAAUCCCCACAUCCUAAAUAGUACACAGCUCUAGAUAGGUUGAUUGAUAGCCACUAAAAGGGAGCAUUACUUUUAGUAAAUCACGUCAGGUCUUCAUAACAUAAGUGAUAUUCACAAAGAGUUUCUGUUAUUAUAACUCGUGGCUGGGGUUUCGGAAAGAAGUAUAUUUAGCCGUUGAAUCAUUAGUGAUGUACGUUUAUUAGAAACUUUAUAACAAGGUGUUACAAGAGUUUAUCGGCCGUGUUUGAACCAUCUUUGUAUUACAAUAUCAAGGGGUCACAAAUAUAUCAAAUCAACACCUUAUAUCUUUGUUAUUUAAUAUAAUAUAGGUCCACGUAUCUCAGUGUCUCUUAUAUACUAAUAACAUUACAUUAAAUUACUGGGCAGAAAGGUAACAUCUUAUGUCUCAAGGAGACGAGCGCAAUUGUAGUGCUGCUCAGAAUUUUGGGCAAGAAUGGGCAGGGCGUAUCAAUUACCAUCAUCUGAACGUCUCACUCCUCUCGUCCCUUAUAGUCGUAAAAAAUUGUAGAAUUCGGACAUUACAAUACUUAAAACCGAUUUAAUAAGUUAUGCAUGUUUUAUUGUUUAUAAUAUUAUUCUUCAUUUACUAACUAACAUACAUAACAAAUAACUUAAAAUAUGAAAUCCACAUCAUCUCUCAAUUAAUUUGUUUAUAACAAUAUAUAAUAGUUUAUUUUAAAUAAGAUUUUAGAUGUGUUGUAAUUUUUUGUAUUUAAUUUUAUAUUUUAUUAAAUCUUAGUAAUACAUCUCCACUCAUUUUGUCCUUGCGAUAUUAAGUAUCAUUAUUUGAACGUUUUAGUUAAAAAAUAGUGAACAUCUGAACUAUUUCAAGUUACUUAACUUACAGUGCAGGGUGUGUUUGUAUCAAGCAUUAUAAGCUGUUAAUUACUUAAUACUCUGUUUUACAGUGGGAAGUACAUAAUUUAAUGUUAAUUAAUAGUUUUUCGUACAAAAAGGAGAAUAGGGUAUAUGCAUAUGGUUCGAAAGAGACUUAAGAACAAUUAUGACUACAUUAAUAUUUUUUAUAGUAUUGUUUUUUAGCAGAAAUUAUUUUUUUUAUAAAUGCGAUGUCACCGGUGGCAGUGAAUUGGACGUAAAAGUUUGACAAUAAAUGUUAACUCUCAUCAUAUCCUUUUGUUUGUUCGUUCUAUGACGUCAUAGUUCAUGUCCACUAUGCGUCCGAAAAUUGCACGUCUUUAAACUUUUAAAGGGACUAGCGGUGUAUGACUACUUUCGUUAUGUCGAAUGAGUGUUUUACUUAACCAUUGUGCCUGCAUUUAUAUUUUUGAUACAGUCCUUACCAGAAAUUAUUUUUUAUAUAUUACUAGUUGACCCGACAGACGUUCUGCAUAUAAUAAAUAAAAUGUUUUUUUAUGAAUUUGUCAAUAAUAUAUCAUAACAUCAAGAAUUACUUCGUAAAAUAUGCACCCUGCUGUCGUAAUGAAAUUGUUCCACAGCAGCAAUGUCAAACCGUGCGUCAAUAAAUUCUCUCAUAGAAAUUAUGUAUGGACACAUCAAAGAAAAAUCAAAUUUGUUUGUUUUUAUUUAAUUCCGAGCGUUUUCAUGUUUAUUCAAACCUUUUAAACCUUCCCUGGACUUCCACAAAUAAUUCAAGACCAAAAGUAGCCAAAUCGGUCCAGCCGUUCUCGAGUUUUAGCGAGAAUAACGAACAGCAAUUCAUUUUUAUAUAUAAGAUGUGAUAACUCCGCGAAAUUGAAGUAUAAGAUGAGCGACGUCACUGAUGGCAGUGAAUUUGACGUAAAACUAUGGCAUUAAAUGUAAUCUUUAAUCAUAUCCUCUCCACUUGUAAUUCUUAUGAACUAUGACGUCAUAGUUCAAACUCAACGCCUCCGAAAAUUGCACAUGUUUAAACUUUUACCGGGACUAGCGUUGUUUGACUACUUGCAGCGUUUAUUUUUGAGAUAUUUGAGAGUUUUGUAAUCUAUCGAUUGAAAUUAUAUGCAUAUUCCCUAUUGCAAGCUAUCUCUGCGAGUGUAAUGCAGCAUUAUUUUGUACUAGUAUAAAAAUAUUUUUUUUACUUUGUACAGGACGUUAUGAAUGUGAUAAUUCUUUUUUUUUGUCAUAAUUAGAAAUUGUGAUUUAGUAAGGUGUGUACCUAGUUUAAUAGUCUAUAAAAUACCAAUUGCUCGCUUUACUAAAUAAAUUAUACUACUGCUGAUGAGCGACGUAUUUGUAUCGUUUUUUCCCAUUUUUGUAUUUGGGUAGAUAAUAUUAUAUGAUGCUGUUGUACUUUCUUCUAAUAAGGAUCAGCAUUUCAGGCGAAUGAGUGUGUCGACCCAGUGUUUAAGACCUCUGUAACCCACCAAUGCUGUGAAUCGUUUGCUUCCUGAAAAUAAACAACAAAAUCUUU
Messenger RNA from Leptidea sinapis, 10292 nucleotides. RefSeq lists its product as uncharacterized. Lineage: Eukaryota; Metazoa; Arthropoda; Insecta; Lepidoptera; Pieridae. Bases 188 to 1762 code for a protein of 524 amino acids. The transcript has 4 exons. The record is from RefSeq and is a predicted model, not a curated record. Gene Ontology annotation, molecular function: nucleic acid binding; zinc ion binding.